CGCGGGAGACACAAUACCAAUCUCAUCCAAUUCACUCUCCGUCUUCGUCUUUUUUAGCGUAUCGCUCAGCGGAGACGCCAGUGGUGGGAGGCAGUCCGCGUCCUCCUCAUCAUCGAUGAGGCGUGAGCGUUUGCGGUUCAGGUUCAGCGCUACAUGCAUGAUCCAGGGCUCCGAGGAAGGGGCCACCAUUUGCCAGGCAGCCAGCGCGCGUCGUGAAAGCGUGUGUGAGGGGGUGUGAAAGGCCGUGUCGUGUUCAGACACUUGAGUGAUUCAGCAGGAUACCGUCUCUUGUUGAACACCCCCGCCCGCCUGACUUUUCCAAAAGCCUUUCUAUAACGGCUCACAAAGCGUCAAAGCUCCUUCCUCUUCAAGUUUCUAGGUGGCUAGGCUCUGGAACCCGGAACGUACGAUACCCCGCCCUAGUUUACCCCGCCCUUGCUUGCCUUCCAAGGUACCGCCUAACGCCAACCUGCAACUCCAGCUCCUCUGCGUCCCAUGAGCAGCUCUCGCGACCUUUCGAGCCGCCUGCGCCAGAAUGUCUGGGAUGGGACUAUUCCGCUCGAGAUCCGACUUCAUUCAGGGGACUGCCGCACCUACGAUGACUCAGAUCCGUAUUUGAUCCAGUUCCCCCGACUUUCCUAUCUCGGCCUCCUUCCCCCACGCCUCCACACCUUCUUCUCAAACAGCCUGAUAUAUCCUGACGUCUCGCCGGCCGAGGCCUGGUUGUCCUACGAGCAUGUCCCGUUGAAGUGGCACUAUCCUCUCGGCCUGCUGUACGAUUUGUAUUCUGGGACCGAACCCGCAUAUCCCGCCGCCGACGGGGAUGACGCGGAAAAGAAGGCAGAUGGGAGGAAUGUGGGGGACGACGUGAAUAUUCCCUGGAGGCUGACGGUGCAUUUCUCCGAAUACCCGGUUGAGCAUUUGGUCAAGCUUGAUGUGGAUGGCAAGCAUUUGCAUGAUUUGUUUAUUAAUAGUGUUAAGGAGGCCGACUUCGUCCGCAACGGCCACGGCCGCCCCGUCAUGAACCUCAGCAAAGAAGACUCGACCCAACUCUGGGAAUCCGUCAAGCAACACAGCUUCCCACUCUACAACCCCAUCAACCAGAAGCUUCUAAACCCACCGGGUGUCUCUCUCCGACAUCUACCCGUCAAACUGUACCUCCCGCACGCUACUUCUGAUAGCAACGACAAGGGUCAAGCGCCGGGGUCACUGCGGGUCGUGCAGCAGCCGAUUAACCCUGCACUUUCGUCGCGUCAGCCGCAAACAAUCGGCACUGCGCUGAACCAAAUCAUUCCGAGCCUGUUCCCCAGCAGACGGAGUCCGCUUCUGGCGCAGGCGGUGUUACAUGGAGCCGUGCUCCCCCUGGGCACAAGCGUCGAGGAGCUCGUGCGAACGACUGCGUACUUAGAUGGCUGGCUGCAUAUAGCGGUAGUUAUGAUGGCGUAAGGGUGUUCAUGGCUAGGAAAUAGCCUUCUGGGCUUGUAUUUUUACUAGUGAGCUUUUAACUGUUCGAAACACGUGACUUAUUUGCAUC
Lindgomyces ingoldianus is the source of this 1534-nucleotide messenger RNA. RefSeq names its product autophagy protein 5. Bases 496 to 1446 code for a protein of 316 amino acids. NCBI's taxonomy places the organism in Eukaryota, Fungi, Ascomycota, Dothideomycetes, Pleosporales, Lindgomycetaceae. Gene Ontology annotation, biological process: autophagosome assembly; autophagy of mitochondrion; cellular response to nitrogen starvation. The transcript is spliced from 4 exons. The record is from RefSeq and is a predicted model, not a curated record. Gene Ontology annotation, cellular component: phagophore assembly site membrane; cytoplasm; Atg12-Atg5-Atg16 complex.